UCAGGCUGGUGGGGAAGCUGCUCUGUGGGCGGGGGCUGAGGAGGCGAGGGCUCCAGUCGGCUCCGGCUCCGGGUCGCCAGGCAGGAAGGAGAGGUGGCCCGACCCCUUGGCAGUUCCUCCCCUCAGCCUUUCCCUAUACUGCUACUUCCCUGGGACGCCAGGUCCCUCUUGUGCUCAGCUCCAGCUCACCGCGCUUAGACUUCUGGACAAGGGAUUGCACCAUUCUCUUCUCCCAGCAAGGGGGCUCCAGAGACUGCCCAGCCAGGAAGUCUGGUGGCCUGGGGAUUUGGGCAGUGCCUUGGUAAUGUCCAAGACUCCAGGAAGAGAUGUCCUUGUGGCUGGAGGCCCCGGUGCCUGAUGUUUCUCCUGACACUGCAGUGGAGCUGUGGGAGCCAGAUGCACAAGAUGUGAGCAGCAACUGCAUCCUUGGAGGAGAAGCUAGGAUGCCCCAAUCUGUUGAGAUGGGACUGGAGGCAGCAGAACCCAAAACUCUGUUCCCCAGGGCAGAGCCCCCUUCAGAACCUGCAGAGUUCCGUCCACAAAAGCGAAAAAAGGGGCCAGCGCCUAAAAUGCUGGGGAAUGAGCUGUGCAGUGUGUGUGGGGACAAGGCCUCCGGCUUUCAUUACAACGUGCUGAGCUGUGAGGGUUGCAAGGGCUUCUUCCGCCGCAGUGUCAUCAAAGGAGCACGCUACAUCUGCCACAGCGGUGGCCACUGCCCCAUGGACACCUACAUGCGCCGAAAGUGCCAGGAGUGUCGGUUUCGCAAAUGCCGCCAGGCUGGCAUGCGGGAGGAGUGUGUCUUAUCAGAAGAACAGAUCCGCCUGAAGAAACUGAAGCGGCAAGAGGAGGAACAGACUCAGGCCACAUCCCUGCCCCCAAGGGCUUCCUCACCUCCCCAGGUCCUGCCGCAGCUCAGCCCAGAGCAAUUGGACAUGAUCGAGAAACUGGUUGCUGCCCAACAACAGUGUAACAGGCGCUCAUUUUCUGACCAGCUUCGAGUUACGCCUUGGCCCAUGGCACCAGAUCCCCAGAGCCGGGAGGCCCGUCAGCAGCGCUUUGCCCACUUUACGGAGCUGGCCAUCAUCUCUGUACAGGAGAUCGUUGAUUUUGCCAAACAGCUGCCUGGCUUCUUGCAGCUCAGCCGGGAGGACCAGAUUGCCCUGCUGAAGACCUCUGCAAUUGAGGUGAUGCUUCUGGAGACAUCUCGGAGGUACAACCCUGGGAGUGAGAGUAUCACCUUCCUCAAGGAUUUCAGUUAUAACAGGGAAGACUUUGCCAAAGCAGGGCUGCAGGUGGAAUUCAUCAACCCCAUCUUUGAGUUUUCCAGAGCCAUGAAUGAGCUGCAACUCAAUGACGCAGAGUUUGCUUUGCUCAUUGCCAUCAGCAUCUUCUCUGCAGACCGGCCCAACGUGCAGGACCAGCUCCAGGUAGAGAGGCUGCAACACACAUACGUGGAGGCCUUGCAUGCCUACGUCUCCAUCCACCACCCCCAUGACCAACUGAUGUUCCCACGGAUGCUAAUGAAACUGGUGAGCCUCCGGACCCUGAGCAGCGUCCACUCGGAGCAAGUGUUCGCACUUCGCCUGCAGGACAAAAAGCUCCCCCCUCUGCUCUCUGAGAUCUGGGAUGUGAACGAAUGACUUCUGCCCCCAUUUCUUCUGCCUCCGAGAAUUGGAGCUGACUGAGAAGGGCAAACAAACAUUCCUGGGAGCCCGGCAAGAUCCUCACUUGGCAUUAAAGGAGAGUCAAAGGGUUG
Molecule: messenger RNA, 1756 nt
Organism: Otolemur garnettii (small-eared galago)
Lineage: Eukaryota; Metazoa; Chordata; Mammalia; Primates; Galagidae
Gene: NR1H3
Product: nuclear receptor subfamily 1 group H member 3
Exons: 10
Coding region: 327-1640 (437 amino acids)
Biological process (GO): negative regulation of inflammatory response; positive regulation of transcription by RNA polymerase II; lipid metabolic process
Molecular function (GO): zinc ion binding; RNA polymerase II cis-regulatory region sequence-specific DNA binding; nuclear receptor activity
Source: RefSeq, a predicted model, not a curated record